AUCAUGCGAAACCAAAGCUUUGUAACUGAGUUCGUCCUACUGGGGCUUUCACAGAAUCCAAAUGUUCAGAAAAUUGUAUUCACUAUAUUUUUGUUUGUCUACAUUGUGACUGUUGGAGACAACAUGCUAAUUGUAGUGACCAUCCUCAGCAGCCCUGAACUGCUGGGCUCUCCUAUGUACUUCUUUCUGGCUUUCUUGUCCUUCCUGGAUGCAUGCUUCUCUUCUGUCAUAGCCCCAAAGAUGAUUGUAGACUCCCUCUAUGAGAGGAAAACCAUCUCUUUUGAAGGUUGCAUGACCCAGCUCUUUGCUGAACACUUCUUUGCUGGGGUGGAGGUGAUUGUCCUCACAGCCAUGGCCUAUGACCGUUACGUGGCCAUUUGCAAGCCUUUGCACUACUCUUCCAUCAUGACCUGGAAGCUGUGUGGCAUUCUGAUGGGGAUAGCCUGGGCAGGGGGUUUCUUGCAUUCCAUGAUACAAAUUCUCUUUACUUUCCAGCUGCCCUUUUGUGGCCCCAAUGUCAUCGAUCAUUUUAUCUGUGACUUGUACCCAUUACUGGAGCUUGCCUGCACUGACACUCACAUCUUUGUCCUUUUGGUGGUUGCCAACAGUGGGUUUAUCUGCAUCAUAAACUUCUCCUUGUUACUUGUCUCCUAUGGUGUCAUCUUGCUCUCUCUGAGAAACUAUAGUUCUGAAGGGCGGCAGAAAGCUCUCUCCACCUGUGGAUCUCACAUUGCUGUUGUGGUUUUGUUCUUUGUUCCGUGCAUAUUUGUGUAUGUACGACCUCCAUCUACCUUCUUCUCUGACAAAAUGGUGGCAAUAUUUUACACCAUCCUAACUCCCUUGUUCAAUCCUUUGAUUUAUACUCUCAGGAAUAAGGAAGUAAAAACUGCCAUGAGGAAACUAUGGAACAAAUUGGCAGUGCUUUCUGAUGAAAAAUAA
Cynocephalus volans (Philippine flying lemur) is the source of this 939-nucleotide messenger RNA. RefSeq names its product olfactory receptor 4C15. Gene Ontology annotation, cellular component: plasma membrane. The record is from RefSeq and is a predicted model, not a curated record. Gene Ontology annotation, molecular function: olfactory receptor activity; G protein-coupled receptor activity. Lineage: Eukaryota; Metazoa; Chordata; Mammalia; Dermoptera; Cynocephalidae. Gene Ontology annotation, biological process: G protein-coupled receptor signaling pathway. Bases 4 to 939 code for a protein of 311 amino acids. The transcript has a single exon.